Marmota monax (woodchuck) is the source of this 7729-nucleotide messenger RNA. Its product is annotated as zinc finger protein 26. Bases 444 to 3455 code for a protein of 1003 amino acids. Gene Ontology annotation, biological process: regulation of transcription by RNA polymerase II. Gene Ontology annotation, molecular function: RNA polymerase II cis-regulatory region sequence-specific DNA binding; DNA-binding transcription factor activity, RNA polymerase II-specific. The record is from RefSeq and is a predicted model, not a curated record. The transcript is spliced from 13 exons. Lineage: Eukaryota; Metazoa; Chordata; Mammalia; Rodentia; Sciuridae.
GAGAUGUCUCUCCGUCUUUUCCGGUCUAGCUCUGCGCGGCCAAGUUCUUUUCUCCUUGGUGGUGGUGCACUUAACGGGGCCUUGGCGAGAAGGAAAAGAACUUCCGCUGUCGAGGGCAGCAUAACAUCCCCCUUCCGCGCGGACCUGGCGACCCCGGCGCGUUCCAGUGAGUGCUUGGUCUUCCCAGAAGUGGCGUGCUGUCUGGUCAGACCUUGGAAGGCUGUCCUGAGGUACCUCAACACCUUUCUUAUCACACACAGUCUCUGGAGAUAAUACCUCCAUUGUAGCCCCCUUUCUCCAGGACCACAGGUUUAUCCAUGUUGUCACCAAGGAAAGAUUUCCUUUUUUAAAGCUGAAUAAUAUUCUACAAUUCAUAAGUUACCUUGACGUGUCCUUGGAAUCCCUGAAGAGAGUGAUCACGAAUAUUUCAGGAUCAGACUAACAUGGAUGUUACCAAUUUGUCCCAUGGAGGUCUACUACCUGUGGACCCAGUGUAUAGUCAUGAAGAUGAGACAGAGGAAGAAAGUCUAGUGGCUGAUUGCCUGAGAAAUGAUCAGGAUUCAGUGAGCAUUGAGGAUGUGGCUGUGGAAUUCACCCAGGAGGAGUUGACUUUAGAGGAACCAACUCAGAGAAAAACACAUAAUGAUGUGACAGUGAAGAACUGUAAGAACUUGGCCACAGUAGGAUGUCAGACGCUUAUCAAACCCAGCCCUGCAUCUUCCUUGGAAGAAGAGGAAGAGUUGAUGACCAUGCACACAGGAGUUCUCCAAGAAUUGGAUAUGCAACUAAAAACCAAAGAUUCAGCACUUCAGCAGAAUUUUUUGACUGAACAUACCUCCAGUGAUAUACAACUAGAUUCGGUGACCUUUGAAGAUGUGGCUGUGGACUUUACCCAGGAGGAGUGGACUUCACUGGACCCAACUCAGAGAAACCUUUAUAAAGAUGUGAUGCUGGAGAACUUCCAGAACUUGUCUACAGUAGGACGUCAGCUGUUGAAACCCAGCCUGAUUUCUUGGUUGGAGGAAGAAGUGCAGUUGACAAUAGUAGAACGAGGCAUUCUUCAAGAAUGGGAGAUGCACCUUCAAACCAAAGGGACAGCACUUCAGCAGGAUGUGUUUUGGUCAGAUACAUCAAAUGGGAUACAGCUGGCAAGAAGCCACAAUGGAGAAGAACACUGUGACUCUAAGCAAGUUGGAAAAGUUUUUAGUGAACACUCAUUCCUUCAGACAUAUGCAAGUACUCCUAAUAAAGAGAACACUUCAGAGUGUAAUACCUAUGGAAAAAACUUCCUUCCAUUGCUCAACAACACCUCUACUGAAGAAAGACGUUCUAUGUUGAACCAGUGUGUAAAACCUUUUACCUUGACUCCAGAUGUUUACCAGAAAAAAUUUACUGAUGAUAAAUCCUUUGAAUGCAGUGACUGUGGGAAAACCUUUGUUAAUGAGACACAUCUUCAGGCACAUAGCAGAAUUCACAAUGGAGAAAAUAUCUACAAAUUGGAACAGUGUGGGAAAACUUCUACUAAUUCCACAAGCCCCGAUGGGUGUGUUGAAAUGCCCACUGUAAAAAAAUACUAUGAAUGUAAGAAAUGUGAAAAAUUCUUUACACAUCCUCUUUACCUUAAUAUUCAUAUGCAAAACCACACUGUGGAGAAACCUUACGAUUGUAAGGAAUGUGGGAAAGCCUUCACCAAGCGCUCAAGCUUAAUUGUACAUUUACGAGAACACACUCGGGAAAAGUCCUAUGAGUGCAAGGAAUGUGGGAAAGCCUUCCUUCAGCCCUCACGCCUUGCUGAACAUAUGAGAAGUCACACAGGAGAGAAACCCUUUCAGUGUGAACAAUGUGGAAACGCCUUUGCCUCUUCAUCUUAUCUUACUACACAUUUGAGAACUCACACUGGAGAAAAGCCCUUUGAGUGUGACAUAUGUGGGAAAGCAUUUACACGUUCCUCUUACCUGGUGGGUCACAUACGAACUCACACUGGGGAGAAACCAUAUGAAUGUAAAGUAUGUGGGAAAGCCUUCAGUGGGCGUUCAUGGCUUACUAUACACUUACGAAACCAUACUGGGGAGAAGCCCUAUGGAUGUACAGAGUGUCAGAAAGCCUUCACCAGCUUUGCUCAACUUACUGAACAUACAAAAACUCACACUGGCGAGAAACCCUUUCAGUGUAAGGUAUGUGCAAGAACCUUUAGAAAUUCCUCCUGCCUUAAGACCCACUUUCGAAUUCACACUGGAAUAAAACCCUACAAAUGUAAUUACUGUGGGAAAGACUUCACUGCACGCUCAGGCCUCACUAAGCAUGUACUAACACACAAUGGGGAGAAGCCAUAUGAUUGCAAGGAAUGUGGGAAAGCCUUCAGUACAUCUUCAGCCCUUGUUGAACAUAUAAGAAUUCAUACAGGAGAGAAGCCCUUUGAAUGUUACCACUGUGGUAAAGCCUUGGCUCAUUCCUCAUCUCUUGUUGGACAUUUGAGAACUCACACUGGAGAGAAGCCCUUUGAGUGUAACAUGUGUGAGAAAGCAUUUUCAACUUCAUCCCACCUUCGCAUUCACAUGCGAACUCACACUGGAGAGAAACCUUAUGAAUGUAAGGAAUGUGGGAAAACCUUCCCUGAACGCUCAUGCCUUACUAAGCACUUAAGAACACAUACUGGGGAGAGACCCUAUGAAUGUAAGGAAUGUGGGAAGGCAUUCACUAGCUUUUCUCAACUUAAUGUGCACAUAAAAACUCACAGUAGUGAGAAGCCCUUUCAGUGUAAGGUAUGCACAAAAUCAUUUAGAAAUUCUUCAUCCCUUGAGACCCACUUUCGAAUUCACACUGGAAUAAAACCCUAUAAAUGCAAUUAUUGUGGAAAGGACUUUACUGCACGCUCAGGCCUUACUAUACAUCUACGAAAUCACACUGGGGAGAAAUCAUAUGCAUGCCAGGAAUGUGGGAAAGCCUUCACUACUUCCUCAGGCCUUAUUGCACACAUAAGGAGUCAUAAGGGGGAGAAACCCUUUGAAUGUGACCACUGUGGGAAAGCCUUUGCUUCUUCCUCGUAUCUUAAUGUACAUUUGAAAAUUCAUACUGGAGAAAAGCUCUUUCAGUGUACGGUGUGUGGAAAAACAUUUACAUGUUCUUCUUACCUUCCGGUCCACAUGCGAACUCAUACUGGUGAGAAGCCCUUUCAGUGUAUAAUAUGUGGAAAGUCAUUUCUGUGGUCCUCUUAUCUUCGGGUUCACAUGCGAAUCCACACUGGAGAGAAACCCUAUGUAUGUAAGUACUGUGGAAAAGCCUUUACCGAGCAUUCAGGCCUUAAUAAACAUUUGCGAAAACACACUGGAGAGAAACCAUAUGAAUAUAAGGAAUGUGAGGAUCCCUUCAUUAGUUCUUCUGACAUUAAUGAACAGGAAAACUCUUUGAAUGUAAGGAAUUCAGAAAAUCUUUUUGGAAGUCCUCUUGAUCCUUAGUAAUUGCAGUUGAAUUCAUAGUUGAGAAAACUCUUGGAUAUGAGCAGUGUAUAAAAGUGUUGUUGUUCAUGUCAAAGACAAACUUAUUCUGAGGAUAUACCAUGAAUUUAAGAACAUGGGCGAGUCGUCAUAAUCUCAGUCCAGUAUGUAAGAACUCAUGUAAGCUAUGUAGAAUAAGAAACAUGCUAACCCUGUAGUAUUUCUUUGAGUCUUACUAAAUAUGCAAGAUAUCGCAGUAGAAUGUUCUAAGAGUGAAAAUAGCAUUCUGAGAGGUUCAGUGUUGACCUGUGUCUCACAGUGGGAAAAAGCUUCAUGAAAGUCAGAAAUGUUGGGAAGUUUAUUUGUAUUAUUUAACCUUGAGUGAAAUGAUGUUUUAAAUGGAACAGAAACCAUGUGUAUGUAAUAUGGGAUAAGCUUCACUGUGUUCUAAAAUCUUGUAUGGUUAUAAACAUGGCUUUCUGAGUGGUUCUAUAGAUAAAUUUUGAAUAUUCCAAGCAUUUCAAUAUUUGUUUAUUUUUAUGACUUCAAUUAUAAAUUUCUAAUUUCCACUAUAGUUUUCUGCUUUAAAGUAUCUUUAAUACGAAUGAAACUAUUGUCUAUAUUUAAGAUCUACCACCUGAUGUGCCAUAUGCUUAAAAAUUGUGAGACGAUGAAUAUACAGAUUUAAUAGAUCCAUCACCACAUGGUUUUUCAUUAUGUUCUAGAAACACUUUCUAUUGUUUUAAAUUUCAAGUAUACGCUACAUGAGUUUUAACUUAAAUCACCAUGUUUUAUAUUAAGCUUUCAAGUACUUACAAAUGAAAGUUUUUACCUUUGACCAUUAUCUCUCCUUUUGUCCUAAAACCAGUAUCUGGUAAUUGGUACUCCAUUCUCUGUUUUAAGUUCAACUUUAGAUUCCACUUGUGAGAUUGUGCAGUAUUUGUCUUACUAUAACUUCUUUCACCUUGCAUAAUGUCAUCAAGGUCAAACUGGGUUAUGAUAUAUGAUGGAAUUCCUACUUUAUGGCAAAUUAUUUAAGACCAUGUUUUCUCCAUUCAUCUGUCAGGAGAUAUGACAUUAUUUCCCUACUUCACUCCCACGAGCAUUGCUGCAGUGAACAGGAGUGCAGCUUUUAAAUUAAUGAUUUUAUUUCCUUAAGCCCAGAGGUGGAUUUGUUAUAUUAUAUGGUAGUUGAAUUUUUGGGAGGAGGGCACUCAACCACUGAGCCACAUCCCCAGCCCUAUUUUUUAUUUUACUUAGAGAUAGGGUCUCACUGAGUUGCUUAGUGCCUCCCUUUUGCCAAGGUUGGCUUUGAACUCACAAGUCCUCCUGCUUCAGCCUCCUGAGCUGCUGGGAUUACAGGCAUGUGCCUGGCCUGGUAGUUGUAUUUUAAUUUUAUGAGAAACCACCUUACCUUAUAUGACUAUACCAAUUUCAGUUCCCAGCAACAAUGUAGAAAUGUUCUUUUUCCUCUAUCAUCUAAGCUAUUGUAUCUUUUGAUGUUUUUCUGAACUGUCCUUAAGUGAUUUUUAUUUCCCUAAUGUUCACUGAUUUGGAGUGUCUUUUCAUAUACCCACAAGCCAAUUGUCUUGUCUUUGGGAAAAUAUCUAUUGAGUUUUUUGUUAAGUUUAAAAUUGGGAUAUUUUGGUUUUUGCUACGAAAUUACUUAAGUAUUCAAGAUAUCAACCCAUUAUCUCAUUUGUAAACAUGGUUUACAAAUAUUUUCUCCCAUUGAAUAUGUUGCCUUUUUAUUUAUGGGUGUUUUUGCUUUGGUUUGUGAAAUCUCUUGUAGUUCUAGUUGUUUGUUUUUGAUGCCUCUGCUUUUUCUUGUUAACUCCAAAUUUCACUGCCAAGGUAAAUAUCAGGAUGCUUUUCUUCUACAUUUUCUUCUAGAGGUUUUAUGGUUUCACAUCCUUACUUUUAUUUUUUUUUAAUGGUCCAGUUCUGGUUUUUUUGCUUAUGUAUAUAUAAACAGCUUUCUCAAUACUAUUUAUUUGAAAGAGUAUCUUUUUCAUAUUUGGUAAUUUUAUUGAAAAUUAGUUGAUGAUAUGUGUAUUUUCUGAGCUUUCUCAUUUGUUCCACUGGUCUGUGUGUCAGCUUUUAUGCCAGUACCAUACUGUUUCUUUUAUUGCACCUUUGUAAUAAUGAUUUAAAGUUUGGAAUUUCUGUUCUUGUUCAAGAAUCUUGCUUUUCUGACUUUGUUUUCUCAGCUUAUAGUUGCUGAUGAAUUUAGAAAAUUUUUUUUCAUAAUCCUGUGAACAAUGCCAUUGGAAGUUUGAAGGGAUGAAAUUAAAAUCUCCCAAUUCAUAAGCAAAAAUAUUUUCCCUUUCAUUUGGGACUGUUUAAUUUUUUUCAUAAUGUCAUAGUUUUUUGUGUUUAAAUCUUUUCCUGUUUAAAUUUGUUCUGAAAUAUGUUUUCAUUUUUUAUACUCUUGUAAAUAGGAUUUGAAAUUUUUCAUAUUGUUAUUUUUAGAGUGUAGAUAUAAUAAUGAUUUUCCUAGAUUAACAUUGAAUCCUGCAACUUGUGAAUUUAUUUAUUCUGUUUUUUUUUUUUUUUUUUUUUCAUGAAGUAUUGUCCUUUUCCACAAACAAUUUUUAGUACUUUUCUGAUUUGGAUGUCUUCCAUUUUUCUUGGCUAAUUUGUUCUGACUAGACUUUUCCCAUUAUUAUAUUAAAUAGAAGUGGGAAGAGUAGGCAUCUUGUCUGUUCUUGAUCGUUUUUAAAAAAUCCGUGAGCUUCUUCCCGUUGUGUGUAAUGAUAUUUGUUUAGGACUUCAAUUAUAAAUUUCUAAUUUCCACUAUAGUUUUCUGCUUUAAAGUAUCUUUAAUAUGAAUGUGGCUUUGUCCAUAGCCAUUAUGUAUGAGUACAUUUCUUUUAUGUCUAACUUAUUGAGAAUUGUUAUCAUGAAAUGAUGUUUUAUGUUAUAACGUGAUGUUUUUCCAAUGAUAUAAUUUGUCCUUCAUUUUGCUAAUGUGAUGUAUCGCAUUUAUUGAUUUACAUUUGUUAAACCAUUUUUGCAUCCCAAGGAUAAAUCACUCUAUCAUGGUGUGUAUGUUCCUUUUAAUGUUUAAUUUUAGUGUGAAUGAAUGACUGAAUUUACCCAUCAAAAUACCUAGAUUGUCUUAUUGAAUAAUACUUUUUCAAAAGACAUCUUUGGGCUAUCUAUGAGAGAGUCCAUCUUUUCUUUAAUAUAUUUUUUUAGUUGUUUGUGGACCUUCAUUUUUUUAAAUUUAUAUGCGGUGUUGAGAAUUGAACUCAGUGUCUCAGCUUCACACAUGCUAAGCAAGCGCUUCCUUUGUCUUUUAAAAGGACAUAAGUUGACUGAAAAUGAGGGGAUGGAAAAAUAUCUCUUAGAAAUGGAAACCAAGGGCUGGGGGUGUAGCUCAGUGGUAGAGCCUUUGCCUAGCAUGUGUGAGGCACUGGGUUCAGUCUUCAGCACCGCAUAAAAAUAAAUAAAUAAAAUAAACGUAUUGUGUCCAUUUUCACCUUAAAAAAAAAAAGAAGUGGAAAUCAAGCAAGAGUAUGUAUAGAUGUACUUACAGGGGAUAAACCGAUAAUGAUCACUUCAUCAAAAAGAUAUAACAUUUCUAAGUAUAUGUGAACCCAACAGUAUAGCAUUCAAAUAAGAAAGGCAAAUAUUAACAGGUGUAGAAAGAAAUAGUAAUACAUGGGCUGGGGUUAUGGCUCAGUGGCCGAGUGCUUGUAGCACAUGUGAGGCACUGGGUUUGAUCCUCAGCACCACAUAAAAAUAAAUAAAGGUAAUAAAGGUAUUGUGUCUAAAAAAUUUAAAAAAGAAAAACAAUACAGUGUGUGUAGGGAAUUCAAUACCUCAUACAUCUAGCCUGAAAAUCAUUAAGGAAACAUUGUACAUUUUAGACCAAAUGGACCUAAUAUUCCAUUCAAAACCAAAAGAAUACUGUUAUUUUAAGUGCAAAAGGGAGCCUUAAAUGGUAGGUUAUACGUUAGGCCAUACAAUUUUACAUUUUUCACCUUUGUCUGGACCACCAUUGAACAUUUAAUUCUGUAGUGCAUUAAUGACAUUUUCAAAGUCCCCACUAACCUACUUACUGGGAACUGUAUGUCUGUUUACACAUAAUUUGAUAAAAUUUUGAGUAUACUUAAGUGACUUAUGAUUUGUCUUUUCGUUGUAUUUUUCUUUGAAUGGUUCAUUUUUCCAUCACUUUUCUUGGCUGGAAGUUAUGUACUUGAUUUCCCUAAAAUAUUUGUAGUACUCCUUUCUCAUAAAUUAUACAGCCUCACCCCGUGCACAUGAGAAUUAAACUCAGUUACCAUUGA